Molecule: messenger RNA, 920 nt
Organism: Pistacia vera
Lineage: Eukaryota; Viridiplantae; Streptophyta; Magnoliopsida; Sapindales; Anacardiaceae
Product: protein LURP-one-related 8
Exons: 2
Coding region: 152-820 (222 amino acids)
Source: RefSeq, a predicted model, not a curated record
UCAGUUAGGUCAUUCAUUUCCAAACUCAAACCGAACCCAACUCUUCCUCUCUUUUUCUUCAUCUACCUCAAUCUCUUCUAGGGUUACUGGUAAAUCAGUUGACCUAAUACUCAAGAAUAGGCUGGCAUCCUUCACGUACUGCAAUCCAGGAAUGACAAAGGUUUAUCCUAACGCCACCGUCACCUUACCAACCACCACCACCACCAAGUGCCCGGCGUCGGACGGAAAGGAGGCCGUCCUCACUGUCUGGAAGAAAUCUCUACUCUUUAACUGUAAUGGAUUCACCGUUUAUGACGGCAAGGGCGACCUGGUUUUUAGAGUUGAUAACUACAUGCAAGGCCAUAAGGUUGAGAUCCUCCUCAUGGACGCCGCCGGCAAGCCUCUUCUCACCAUCCGCCGUAAGAGGUUGAGCCUUGGGGACAACUGGCUGGUGUACGACGGAGAAACGGACGUUAAUCCGCGUUUUUCCGUGAGGAAGAACGUGAAUCUCCUCAACAACAAGUGCUUGGCUCACGUGUGUCGUAUUAGUUAUGAUCAUAACGGAACGGGAUCAUCUUCGUCGUCCAACAACAACAACAACAACAACAAGAACGUGAUCUAUCAAAUAGAGGGAUCGUACACCCAACGAUCCUGCUCCGUGUACGACGGAAAGAGGAGGCGAGUAGCGGAGAUAAAGAAAAAAGAAGCAGUAGGAGGAGUGGCCUUUGGCGUCGAUGUAUUCCGUCUGAUUGUACAGCCGGAAAUCGAUACGCCAUUUGCCAUGGCCCUCGUUAUUCUCCUGGAUCAGAUGUUCGGUUCUUCCCGACGCUUUUCCUCAUAAUUUUUUUUCUUUUUACAACUCUAGCUAAUCAUUUUCCUAAACUAAAUAGUAUAUAUAUAUAAAAUAUAUACAUAUAUAUCAGCUUUUUUUUUUCCUUUGA